UUUCAGUAGUAACCAGGAACAAAAGUCUGCUUCUUUCCUGCCCUGAUUCUCAUUCACUUUACGAUCUAGAUCGACCCACAGCACAAAAGAAGCGGCGGUUUAGUCAUCCGCCUUUGGCUCAUCUCCAACUCCUCAACAUACUUUUGCCAUAUUGAAUAAACCAAGUCUCAUAAACCGUCAUUCUUUCUGGUGGAGCUGAAUUUCUAAGACAAACGCACGCACCAUGACGAUCCUCGACAAAAUGGGCCCAGCGGCCACAGACGAGAUCUUCGACCUCAACCGUGAAUUCUUCAACGACACCUACCCCGAGAAGGCCAGUCUGGGCGUGGGCGUCUUCCGCACAAACGAAGGUAAGCCAUGGCCUCUCCCCGUAGUGCGCGAAGCCGAGCAGCGCCUCUUUGACGAGCAAAGCCUCUUCCGGCACGAGUACACGGCCAUCGAAGGCGACAUGGCCUUCGUCCGUCUCGCGCGGGACGUCCUGUUCAACUUCCACGGCAAAGAGGAGUCGGAUGCGCAGAAGGCGGAUAAAGAGCGGAUCGCGUCUGUGCAGACUGUCGCGGGGACGGGCGCUAACCAUCUCGGUGCGAUAUUUCUCGCGCGCAAUAUGAAGCCGAGUAAGGUGUGGUUGUCGGAUCCGUCGUGGGCGAACCAUGACACUAUUUGGGAUCAGGCGGGUGUGUCGCGCGCGAAGUACCCAUAUUACAACCCUGCGACGCGCCUGUUUGAUUUUGAGGGUAUGAUGGCCGUGCUGGAGAAGGAGGGGCAGGAGGGCGAUGUUAUCCUUUUGCAUGCGUCUGCGCAUAACCCCACUGGUCUGGAUCCCACCAAGGAGCAGUGGAAGGCCAUCGCGGACCUGUGCGAGCGCAAGAAGAUCUUCCCCUUCUUCGACUCGGCGUACCAGGGUUUUGCAUCUGGUUCGCUCGAGGAGGACUCUUGGGCUGUGCGAUACUUCUUCAACGAGAAGCCGCAUCUGGAGAUGUGCGUUGCGCAGAGUUUCUCCAAGAACUUCGGUCUCUACGGUCAGCGUGUUGGUGCCUUCCACUAUGUCCUCAGCAACACUGAGAAGCAGCUGAACCGCACAGUCGUCGACAACCUGUGCCACUUGAUCCGUGGCGAGUUCUCCAUGGGUCCCUCCGGGGGAUGCAGUAUCGUCAAGAAGGUCCUGACGGACGAGAACUUGACUGCUCAGUGGCACGAGAACAUGAGAGAGAUGGCUUCUCGGAUCCAGUCGAUGCGUCGUGCUCUCUAUGACGAGCUCGUGCGACUUGGAACUCCGGGUACCUGGGAACACAUCGUGCAGCAGAACGGAAUGUUCUCCUACACCGGCCUGACCCCCGAACAAGUCCAAGCCCUGAAGGAGAAGUACCACGUCUACCUGCUUAAGUCCGGCAGAGCUUCCAUCAGUGGCUUGAGCACGAACAAUGUCGCCUACAUCGCCAAGGCUUUUGAUGAUGUUGUCCGGAAUGUGAACUAGACGGUUGACGAUACAUGAUUGGAUAGGGAUAUUGAUGCAUGAUAUGACUUAGAUGGCAUUUAUUUUGGAUACGUUUGUCAACAAUUCAAAGGCCAUGUACAAAGAAAUAGAUGAAUGAUUUAUUUGGUUACUCCAGAC
Messenger RNA from Aspergillus glaucus CBS 516.65, 1612 nucleotides. RefSeq names its product putative aspartate transaminase. Gene Ontology annotation, biological process: L-aspartate biosynthetic process. The transcript is spliced from 3 exons. Gene Ontology annotation, cellular component: cytosol. The coding region runs from base 224 to 1474 and encodes 416 amino acids. Gene Ontology annotation, molecular function: L-aspartate:2-oxoglutarate transaminase activity; pyridoxal phosphate binding. Lineage: Eukaryota; Fungi; Ascomycota; Eurotiomycetes; Eurotiales; Aspergillaceae. The record is from RefSeq and is a predicted model, not a curated record.